Messenger RNA from Solea solea (common sole), 1646 nucleotides. RefSeq names its product E3 ubiquitin-protein ligase TRIM63-like. Gene Ontology annotation, molecular function: zinc ion binding. The record is from RefSeq and is a predicted model, not a curated record. Bases 142 to 1464 code for a protein of 440 amino acids. NCBI's taxonomy places the organism in Eukaryota, Metazoa, Chordata, Actinopteri, Pleuronectiformes, Soleidae. The transcript is spliced from 9 exons.
CUCACUCACACACACACACACACUCACGGAGGACAGGAACAACAACGCUGCUCCUUCAUUUUACUGUUUCUUCACUUCCUUCUUCUCUGUGACGUCACCCCCUGCUGUCCAGGUGUGACAGGUGUGUCCCUCCUCGUCGCCAUGGAGACUCUGGAGAAGCAGCUCAUCUGUCCCAUCUGUUUGGAGAUGUUCACCAAACCAGUGGUCAUUCUGCCGUGUCAGCACAACCUGUGCCGCAAGUGUGCCAACGACAUCUUCCAGGCAUCCAAUCCCUACCUGUCGACCAGGAGUAGCUCCACAGUGACAUCUGGUGGUCGUUUUCGCUGCCCGUCCUGUCGACAUGAGGUGGUCCUGGACCGACACGGUGUUUAUGGUCUGCAGCGCAACCUGCUGGUGGAGAAUAUAAUAGACAUGUACAAGCAGGGCAGCACCAGCAGUAAAGCGUCUCCUCAGGUGAAGGUGGAGCAGCCCAUGUGUGAAGAACAUGAGGAGAAGAUCAACAUCUACUGUGUGACCUGCAGCGCCCCCACCUGUUCACUGUGUAAAGUGUUUGGAGCUCACAAAGACUGUGAAGUGGCACCACUCAACACUGUGUUCACCAAACAGAAGGCUGAGCUGACUGACUGUAUUUCGAUGCUUGUUGGAAACAAUGAGAGGAUUCAGGCGAUCAUCAGUCAUCUGGAGGAAACCUGCAGAACUGUCAACGAGAACGGCAGCAGACAGAAGUCAAAGUUGUGUGAGACGUUUGAUCACCUGUUCGCUGUCCUGGAGGAGAAGAAAGGUGAGAUGACUAUGAAGAUCAGCUCUGAGCAGGAAGAGAAGCUGGACUACAUCCGCGGCCUGAGGAGGAAAUACAACGAGCACCUGGAGAACACGGCCAAGCUGCUGGAGACGUCCAUCCAGACCAUGGACGAGACUGAAAUGGCUGUGUUCCUGCAGACGAGCAAACCUCUGCUGCACAAGAUCGAGGAGGGAACCAACACAUCACAGCUAGAUAAACUCCAGCGCGGCUACGAGAAGAUGGAUCACUUCACAACAAACUUUGAUCGUCAGAGACGAGCGCUGAGCGACAUCGACUUUGUCAAAGCAGAUGAAGAUGGUGAUGAUGAUGAAGAGGAGGUGGAGCCCAGAGUGACAUCAGCAGGAAGUAGAUCGGAGUCACAGCAGCAAGUUGCAGCCAAUCAACCACCUCCUGUGCUAGCUGCUCAGGUCUCAGCCCCGCCCCCACAGAGAACCUCAGAGAUGGCAUCACAUACAAAAAGCCCCGCCCCAUCACCACUCAGCCAGGUCCCACCCCCUCUGCCCAUUGUCACUGCCAGCCCUGCUCCCUCACCACUCAGCCAGGUCCCGCCCCCUGUCACUGCCAGCCCCGCCCCCCAGGUUCAGUCUGAUCAGCAGAGUGAGUUAGACGACAGAGACGGACCCAGACACGUCUUCUCCUUCAGCUGGCUCAACCAGAAGUGAAACCAGGACUGGACGAGUCCAACAGAACCUCAGUCAGAGUCGACUCUGUUUUAAUUCCACUUUAUUUAAAAACAUCAACACGGUGUUUUCUUCUUUUUCCCUUUGUUGAAGUGAAAGAAAAAACUUUCACUUUUUAAUGUCUCAAAUAAAUGUUUUUCACCAGACUCCAUGUAAAAAUGGUA